AGGGAGCCGGCCCUGGCCAGUCUUGGGGGCGGAGCCGCAUUACAGACAGACUUGGGAGGCCUCCGCCGCCGAAGAGAGAAGAAGAGAAGAAGCUUGGAGGUAAUGGCUGUCGUAAAAGCUAGUUAUUUUCCGAGAUUUCUGGAGACUGGGCAGUAAAGCUUAGGUUAACAUCAGAGAUGCGCUUGAGCUGGGGAGUCUGCAUGUGAUGCCAGUUGAGGCCCAGAAAGGCAGCGCGACCACCAAAGUGCCGAGCAGGGGGAGGGCUCUGCUGGACAAGCAGUCGGAGUGAGACUAUAAACAACCGGAUCAUAACCUCCACAAUCCACGAGACAUUGGGUAAGUGAAAUCUUACAUAUUUCACAUGAAAUCUUCCCAUUUCUUGCAGUAUUUCACAUUAAAAACAUGGUGAGCAUUUGGGGGUAUAAUUUAUUUUGCUUCCUGCUCUGCAGCCAGAGCAUUUUAAAUUAAAAGUCACAUUUCAUAUUAAAAUCACAUUAGGUUGAGACUCUGAAAUACAAUUCAUUUUGCUCCCGUUCUGCAACCAUAAUAUUUUGUAAUUAAAAGAGCUUCCAAUCUGGGGGAAAAAUGUCUCAUUUGGUAAAAUACCAUGAAGAAACAGUGCAAGAGACUAUUCUGGUAUCUGCCAGAGGUUCCAGCCAUGCCUGACUCUCCAAUCCUUGACAGCUGUGCUAGGUUGUCAUCACCACAUACUAGAUAGCAUAGUUACAAGUAUUUCUUCAGACCUGUUUAAGGUUUCACAACCUUCCUUAAAUAGAGUUCUGUAUACUCUCUGGAAAAAGGUUGUUGGUGCAUGAGAUCGCUGGUUGCUUUGAACAGACAGGGCAGCACUCGUAGCUUUGGAAACAUUAAACCCCAGGAUUCCUUCAUGAUAACCUAGUGGGUUUAAAAGGCCCAAAUUAUCCUGGAACACAGAUAACGUCCAUGGCACUUUCAAAGCCCCAUCCACAUGCCUUCGCUUCUCAUGGUACAACAGAAAUAAUAAAGAUGUGAUAUUGGGUUUGUGUUCUCAUAAUUCUUCUCUGUUUUUGUUCCCCUUCCCCCAAAGAUGUCCGUGUCUCUGACCUCUGUCUGCUCUGCACUCUUUGUUCUGAUUUGUGUCUUAUCUUCAACCUCAUUGUCCAUGUUCUUUCUGCUUAGCCGAGUAAACUGAGCCGAUUCCUUUUCUUUUUUGCCAUAUUUUCAUCUAAUUCAGUUGUUGCCCAUCGAAAACACUUUACGCAGAACGAUAAGAAGAGGCCACAGCAGGUGAGAGCCCUUUACUAGCCCUAACACAAUAGAGCUAAGGACUCUUCAAAAACACCGCUUUUCUAGAAAACCAGGCAGCUAGAACCAGACCAGUGUCCUGAGGAAUUUGCCAGCACACUGUGUAUCUAUUGAUCGAUGUCUGUAUCCAGAUGCACUGACUGACCAUGUGCAAAUUCGCUUUCUCUCUGGUUAAAUUAGGACUUUUUUGCCCCUUUUUCCCAUCCUUCCUGCCUCAUCUAUCUCUCACUACACACCAGGGUACUAAACUCUAUUUUUUAUUAUUAUAGCAUUAAAUGUGCUUUAAUAUUUAGACAACCGAGGUUAAUGUCAGAGAGGCAUGUGAGUCAUGCAUGUAUCUUCACUAUGCUGUCUAGUAUGGGGACAUAACAGGUUAGCACAGUUGUCAAGGAUUUGAACUUUUUCUCUCCCCUGAGGUAAUAAAGCUUUCAUACCCACAACUGUCUGCCUGCCUGCCUGCCUGUUCGAAUGCUUUGGAGACAUACCUCUGUGACAAACUCUUAAAGGCUAGACAUUGGGUUCUGCCAACAGAAAUCCAUAUCUCCUCCCCAAAGAACCUUUGAUGUCCUUUACUCAGAUUGGUUACAGGAGUAAUUCUGAUCCAGCCCGACCCUUCUGUUAUGUGUCUCUGGAAGAAUGAUGGCUUCUUUCUUUAGAGCCUCUGAUGCAGACAGUUUUCUUUCUCUUUGUUAAUCACAGGAAGAGCUGUGUCAUACUGCAGCACCAUUUCUCUAACCUGAAUUAGUCAGAGGAGGCAGGAGACAGGAGUCGUGUUUACUCAUUUCCCAUGUUGGGGUUGUGAGAACCUCACCGACUUGACCUACACUUUAUAAUUUUUUGUUUUUAAAUUAGCCUAACAUUAUCUUAAGAGAACUCUCAGAAUGAUCCAUUGGCAGUAUGCAGGUUUUGUCACUUCCUGGGAAACAACACCCCUAGGUUAAAGGCAAUAAAGAUCUAAAUUUAACUCUUCAUCUCUUGCUAUUUUGUGAACACAAAAAGCCCAAUAAAAGAGGAUAUUGAAUUAGAAAUUGCACACCACAAAAGCCCAAGAACAAGGAGUUGCCAGUUGUAAGUGGGGGUGGGUUGAAAUGGGCGUUUCUCUGCAGAACAAAUGGUUUUCAGGGCCUGUCCAGGAAGAGCCAUAUCUGUCUGAAAGGGAAGGUACUGCCAGACCCCUGCAACCGAAAAGAGAUAUGUCAUAACUACUCCAUGGCCAACCGAAACUAUAAUGCAGACAUGGCCAGUGCAAAAGCAUAGUGCAGAAACAUUUUUUUUUUUAAUUUGUGUAAGAAUGUUGGAGUUCUGGUCGUGGCUCAGUGGUUAACGAAUCCGACUAGGAACCAUGAGGUUGCGGGUUCAAUCCCUGGCCUUGCUCAGUGGGUUGGGGAUCUGGCAUUGCCGUGAGCUGUGGUGUAGGUUGCAGACACGGCUCGGAUCCUGCGUUGCUGCGGCUCUGGCAUAGGCCAGUGGCUGCAGCUCUGAUUCGACCCCUAGCCUGGGAACCUCCAUAUGCCACGGGAGUGGCCUAAGAAAUGGCAAAAAAAAAAAAAAAAAAAGACAGAAAAAAAAGAAUGUAGAUAUAUAUGAAAAGAUGGAGAGUUCAUAGAUAAAUAGGUAAUUAUUGAAGAUUGUUGUAGUUCGCCAGUGUGUUCACCAGCAGGGACAUAGAAUAAGCAACACACACUGGGGGGUUACGUUCACUAAUUCCCCCGCAGACUAAAGGUACAUGACAUCAUCCUUGGUUGGACUCAAGAGACAGAGUUCCAGGCCCACGGGACGGUGAGUACUAGUGGAGAGAAAACAUAUCUUUCUGUUUGGGACUCAGAUAAGACUUUUGCUUGGAUUUUGAUUUGCCCUCUUCCCAGCUUUAUGACCUUGCCCAGGAGCAGGAGUGCCCAUUUCCUAAGUCUCUUGCCAACUGUCCCCUGUAUCAUUUUUUUGGCUUCAUUAUAAGUCACAUUAGGUAGAAAAAGGAAACCUCAUUGCUGUUUGUUUGCAUCUCUUUAUUAGAAAAGGUGAGUGUCUUUUUCUGGAUUGUUUAGUUUUAAAUUUUAUUUUGAAUGUUUGAAGGAAUAGCACCUCCCUUUCUCCCCUAAACAAAUUGAACCAAUUGAUUAAAAAAAAAAAAAAAAUGAAGCUGCAGAUGGAAGCCUAAGUGUUGGCUUUCGUAUAAGGUGAAGGUAGGUGGCAGGGCACUGAUAUUGUGAGAGUCAGGCAGGCCUUAAAACACCAAAUUUAAACAAUUUUACCAAACAGCUUGGAGGUUUGCAACAGUUCAAGGACAGCGAUACCUGUGGGUGCACUGCAUGUGCUUGCUCACAGGGAAGUAAAUAUUGGGAGUGGGUAAGGAUUUUUCCCUCAGAAUAUCGUAAAUUGUCUAUGUCCCUUGCUCAUGUAUUGUACUUCCCUGUUCUUUUCUUAUUAAUCUGUAAAAAGCUACUUUAGAGUAGAGCUAUUUUUUGAAACAAAACCAGUUUGUCGAGUUUCUUCUUCUGUUGUCCACUUGGCUUUCUAGUGUUUUUACCAGAAAUUUUUUUUUCCAUUUUACUAUAUUCAGAUACAUAUCGCUCAAUGAAGAUUUUGCUUGAUGUCUUCUGUUUAAAAAAUGACUUCACUUGAAAAAAAAUGGAAACUUUCUGAAGGAUGAGUGAGACACACUGAGUAAAAGAGACAUGUCAUGCCCCAGGGUCAGGAGAAUGCAAAUUGUAAAGAUUUAAUUCUCCAUAAAAUAAUGUAUGAAUUCACUGCCGUCACAAACAAGGACUUAGCGGGUCUUUUUAGUGGACCUUGACCAGCUGGGUCUUAAAAUCUUUUGUAGAAAUUUUACCAGAAAAGGCAAGAAAAAUACGGUAAGAGAUAUUUUGAACUGGGUCUUUAUUAUAUGAUAAGGGUAUUUGCCAUUUAUUUUCAAGAAUCACCUCCCCCUGUGGUGUGAAUGGAAAUUAAAGAGCCGCAUGUUGCCAUUUCUCUUUUUAAGUCUUUUAAAAAUGAACGUUUUUCCCCUUUAAGUGAAUUUCAGUUAACUUGGCGAUUCUCCUCCCUCUAAUUGAGGGAAAGGCCCCCUGCUUUCCCCAUCACAGGGAGGGGGCGGAGCAUCCUCUGAGAAGCUUGGAACUGAGCUCUGCUUGGCCACUCUCGGGGGAGGGGCUGCAUUUCACGAGGCUGCAGCUGACAAGAAGCUUCAAGACACAUAAGCAUCCAGAGACACACACAGACAUGCAGACAUACCCACCUCUCCCCAUCUUUUGCGGAUAGUGGAAAUUUUCCUGGACCUGAUCAAGCGCAUAGCCUGGUUGCUGUGUUGGCUGCAGCCUUGCAUGUGUCCUCCUUGCAACUCACUCUUUCAGACCACAGGUUAACAUCAGAGAUGCGCUUGAGCUGGGGAGUCUGCAUGUGAUGCCAGUUGAGGCCCAGAAAGGCAGCGCGACCACCAAAGUGCCGAGCAGGGGGAGGGCUCUGCUGGACAAGCAGUCGGAGUGAGACUAUAAACAACCGGAUCAUAACCUCCACAAUCCACGAGACAUUGGGGGAGGGCGGUCUGUCUUCAUCACAGGGAGGGGGCGGAGCAUCCUCUGAGAAGCUUGGGAGUGAGCUGUGCCAGACCAGUCUUGGGGGAGGAGCUGCAUUUCACCAGGCUGCAGCUGACAGGAAGCUUCAAGUAUCUUUCACAGUGUCCCAUUCAAACAACGUGUUCUGGCACCCUUGGGAAAUUCAGCUGAAGGAGAACAGGCCACACGGGUCGUGAAGCCUCUGUAGUUCUUUGUAGUUCUACAAGAGACAUUGGUAAAAAGUAUUGUCUGGGGUAGGAACUGCCUCAGUAGUGACAGGAAUAGCUGGACACCUCAAUCUCUGAUAAUAUCCUCUUGGCACACAAAUCUAAAGCGCAAUGGAAGCCGAGUACGUCCUAUGCAACUGGCAAGAUCAGUUGUGGCCAGCAAAAGUUUUGUCCAGAUCUGAGGCCUCAUCAAACAGUAAGAGAAAAAAGACAUUUUCCCUCGAAGUUCAAAUACUCUUACUAGAUGAAAAAAUUAAAGUGGAAAGCACAGAAACAAAGAUCCUAAAUAAAUCUCAAGUUGAAGCUAUUGUCUCCUCACUAGCAGCAGAGUCAGAGGCCAGUGACCCACCUAGAGAGGAAACAGCCUAUGGAAGGGCACUAAAAGCAGCACUGGAUAUUCUGAAUGAGAGAACAAAUCUGAUUCAAGCUAGCAGUUCAGAUGAAGAAGAGAACCCUACACUGUCUCAAAAUGCACUACAAAAGCUUUCAGAUUCGCCCCCUCAUAAAAAGUAUCGGAAGCACGAAGGAGACUUACCAAAGUGUCUUGAAGAAAAUGAAAAUCCACCAUCCCUGUUAGUAUCGUCAGAGAGUGAUGAUUCCCUGAGUGAUGAUAAAUCACAGGUGCGUGCAAUCAUUGAUGCUAUUCCAAGUGAAAUGGAAACCAAGUCAUCACAAGACUUCAGCUGGUGCCAGACUUUCCCAUCACUUUCAGAAGAUGAAGAGGAAAAGGAAAGCAAGAAAAAGAUUGACAUCUCUGCAGUCAUGCCAUUGCAUUCUACCAUCAAAGAGGAGGAUGUAUGUGUUAAAGAAGAAAAGUUCAGUCCACCUUUGCCAUUGGAUUACUUCACUGUGCCCAAAGCUUUGAAAGAAGAGGCAGAGGACAUCUGCCCAGAAGCCCCGGCUAUUUCCUCUGAAUGCUCUACCUUCACAGAGAAUAUUGAAGAUCCUGGAGAGGGUCCCUCGAAUCCAUGCUCAGGUACCAGCCAGAAUCAACCUACCGUGGAAUCAGAGACGGGUGCUUGCGCUCGACCUUCUUCAUGGGAAUGUCAGGUUUCACUGAGUGCCUCCAGCCGUGCCAUGGAUUAUUCACUCCUUCUUGGGAAUAAUGAAAGAAAUCUUCAGAGACUGGAUUUUGAGGAUCUUGGGGAAGAACGUCAAGCUUCUGACAAGUCAGUGCAUGUAAGUUCCAUUGAUGCUUCCAUAUUAGAUGACAACGAGGAAGAUGAAGAACUUCCACGUUUCCUUUUUCAUUAUGAGCCACGUUCGUUUGAAACAGGAAUGAUCGUCUGGUUUAAAUAUCAAAAAUAUCCAUUUUGGCCAGCAGUGGUAAAAAGCAUCAGGCGCAAAGAGAGAAAGGCAAGUGUGCUUUUUGUUGAGGCAAAUAUGAAUCCUGAAAAGAGAGGCAUUAGGGUGCCUUUUAGAAGAUUAAAGAAAUUUGAUUGCAAAGAGAAACAAGCACUAGUGGAUCAGGCCAGGGAGGAAUACAGUGAAAGUAUUGACUGGUGCAUCUCGCUGAUUUGUGACUACAGAGUUAGAAUAGGUUGUGGUUCUUUUGCAGGCUCUUUCCUUGAGUAUUAUGCUGCUGACAUCAGUUAUCCACUUAGAAAAGUAAUCAAGCAGGAUACCUUCAGGAACUUAUUUCCAAAGUUGCAAAAUGAAAAUCCUACGGAAUCAAUGGUUGUGACUUCCCAAACCAAGAAAAUGUCCUUCCAGAAAAUUCUUCCAGAUCGAAUGAAGUCUGCUCGGGACCGAGCCAACAAGAACCUGGUGGACUUCAUUGUGAAUGCAAAGGGAACAGAGAGCCAUCUUUUAGCCAUUUUAAAAGGCACAAAAGGGUCCAGGUGGCUUAAAUCAUUUUUGAAUGCAAAUAGGUUCACGCCCUGUAUUGAAACAUACUUUGAGGAUGAAGAUCAGUUGGAUGAGGUGGUGAAAUAUUUGCAAGAAAUCUAUAAACAAAUAGAUGAAAAAAUGCUGACUCUGAUCAGAGAUGAUAAAAUUAAAUUUAUCCUCGAAGUUCUUCUGCCAGAAGCAAUCAUUUGUUCAAUUUCUGCUGUUGAUGGGUUAGAUUACAAGGCAGCGGAAGCAAAGUAUCUAAAAGGGCCAUCUCUAGGAUACAGAGAAAGAGAAUUAUUUGAUGCAAAAAUCAUAUUCGAAAAGAGACGGAAACCAUUAACAAAUGAGGCUCGUUAAAUCUUCUAAGAGUCCAAACCAUAACAGGGAGCUUCCAUAGAUACUGAUUUAAGAAAAAAAAAUCUCUUGAGUGAUUCUCUCUAAUAAAUAUUUUCCAGAAAUGGGAGACAUUUGGUGAUGUGUUCACUGGUUUUUUGUUUUGUUUUGUUUUGUUUUGUUUUUUGCGAUCUCAAGGAUCUGUGAGAAUUGCUACAUCUUCACUUCCCUUUUCUUACGCUUCUUUGAAGUCAAUUUAUUAACAUAUUUCAGCAAUUCUACUUUCCCAUACAUUUUUAGAAUGCGUAAUUCCUAAAUGUUUUAUAAGGGAAAGCACUAUUUUGUUUUUUGACAUUUUUGUGUCUAUGCUGUAUAGUUAAAUACAGUGUGCACAAUCAUUUUAAUAUUAAAGUUGCACUGGAUUAGAUACUAAGCAAGAUAAUUAGAAAAGAGUUCAGAGGCAUCAAUUAUAUAUUUUUGCUUAAUUUUUAUAAGAUAUUGGGUUUUCUCGUAAGAUAGCUGAAUUAUUUUUUCUGCCAUGCUAAUUUAUUUUUGGAAAAAAUAUCGCUGAGAUAUAGAACCAAAGAUAGAGAUGCUUUGCUAUAUAUUAUAACUAACUGCAAUUACUUUUGCAAGAAAAUAAUCUGGAAUUCAAAAAUAAAGUAAAUAUAUUAUCUGCAUGCGGCCUAUGUGUGUAUGAAGAACAUCUUAACAUGCAGAAAAUAAUUUUGGCAGCCUACACUUCCCUGAAAUUCCAUUUAUGGCAGUGUCUUUUACUCAAUAGCUGAAUGGUUUCUUAAAACAGGCAUUUGGCUGUCUUCAUAACUAACAGUGGCUGUAUCUUAAUAUAGCCUUCUGACCACAUGUAGAAGGCAGCUAGAAUCAUUGUAUUCAUGGUCUGGCUACUCUAGAUGUAUGAAUCCAAACUGACUGCUUAAGAGCCCAUCUAGCUUAAUAUAAACUGUAGAAAAUGCAAGCACUUUGUUCUGAGUAUUGUAUCUCCAAAUAUAUAGUCACUUGUUUAAAACUAAGCAAAUUUAACAUUUGGCUUAUUCAUACAGUAGUUCCAGUUGCUUCUAAUAAUAUAAAUUCUAACUGGUAAAUCAUUCCAGACUACUGCAAAGAGUAGAUGGACCAGAAUCUGUGAAUUUGGAAAUGGGUCACAGAAAAAGUCUUUAUUUGGCUAGAUAUGACAAUUAUCCCAAUAUGUUUAAAACUACACAAUUGCAAGUUAAAGUCUGAAGCCAUUGAACUGUUUAUUCUACUUUGAAACAAGACUUGUUUACACUAUUGCAAGUUGAAGUGUGAAGCCAAUGGACUGUUUAUUCUAACUUGAAACAAAACUGUAAUGAGAAUAGAUAUGAGAGCUAUUUUAUUUUAAAAUCUCGAUGUUAAAAUAAAUGCUAAAGGCUUAACAUGAACCUGUCGAAUGAGACAACUGCCACUCUUGGGCUUUUGUUACGUGUUCAUAUGGCCACGUGUUUAUGUAAAAUUUGCAGAAGUCCUAUGUUUUGAUUUUCAGUAAAACUAUUAUAUAUUACACCUUGGAUAUUCACUUCAUCAUACUUCAGAUUGUGCAUCUACAUAAGUGGUGUAUGUAUAUAUAUACACAUAUAUAUGUGUGUAUAUAUAUACACAUAUAUGUGAUUUGUUUGGAAUUUUUACUUAUUGUAGUUGUCAUCAUUUUAAUGCUUGUUAUACAUUAUCUUAUCAUUCUAAAUAAAUAUUCACUUUCAUGAUUGA
Molecule: messenger RNA, 8968 nt
Organism: Sus scrofa (pig)
Lineage: Eukaryota; Metazoa; Chordata; Mammalia; Artiodactyla; Suidae
Source: RefSeq, a predicted model, not a curated record